Mucor mucedo is the source of this 3271-nucleotide messenger RNA. RefSeq lists its product as uncharacterized. The coding region runs from base 36 to 3254 and encodes 1072 amino acids. The transcript is spliced from 10 exons. The record is from RefSeq and is a predicted model, not a curated record. NCBI's taxonomy places the organism in Eukaryota, Fungi, Mucoromycota, Mucoromycetes, Mucorales, Mucoraceae.
UUUUUUUUUUCUUCUUUUUAUUUAUUAUAACGCGGAUGGAAAUGAAAGACUAUUACGAUUUUUUUCGUCAUCGAUACUGUAUAUUAUUUGAAUUCACUACUAAAGAGCUAAGGUCCAUGCAUGUUUCUAACGACAACCAAAACCAUCCCUUUAAGUUUAAAAAAUCUGUUGAUACACCUUCGAUAAUCUAUAAUACCAAUAAUGGUUCUGUUAUUGCUAGAGGAUUAUCGGCAACAACCGCAUCAAAGUCCAAAAGAUAUCAGAAAAAUAUCUGCUAUGUGCCUAACGUUUUUACCGAACUACAUGGUGUCUAUCUAAGGGAGCAACAUGGACUAUACAACAGUCGUAGGCAUGACAUAAUUAUAAUUUAUGCAGUGGUAAAAUGUUUACAAGAUGAAGUGGAUGAUUGGGAAAAGACAUUAGAAAGUUCGAAACAGGAUUUCCGAUAUGCUUUCACAUUGUCGACAAAUUGGGAUAAUAAUAUACAAAAGAAAUUGCUUCAUCCUAUUCUUAUCCUAGCUGGUUUCAUUGAUGAAAAAGAUCAUAAUGAUAGACUUCUUGUUUUCUCAAAAUUAGAAGUCUUAUAUGAGUCAAUCAAAUGGUUCUAUCAUUGCAAUUCUGAAGAUUUAAAAAUAAUAAUUGGCAGGCAAUAUGCGAUAUGUUCGUUAGAUUUCGAUAAUGGAGUCUGUGUGGACUUGGAACUAUUUUCAGUGCAAUACCCUUUACUAACAGCAAUCGACAGCAACUACGUUCCACAGUCAUUGAAGUCAGUUAAUUUCAGAUUGCCUUUCAAAUUAACGGAUAGUAAAGCGUGGAUGAAACGAAUACUUGAAACGCGGUGUAGCACUAAAUUGGCGCCAAAAUUCAUUAAAAUGAUGACUCUUGAAAUCAAAAAUAUUCAAUCUUUCGAUUACACUCAAAGAACACAUCCCCCUCGCAAAUUAUCUAACAAUUCAUAUGGGGAUGUUGCAUUCACAGAAAUGACUGUUCAGGAGUUCUUUGACUAUCAGCCUUUCAAUAGAUUGAAAUAUUUGACUUAUGAAAAGUUUAAUCUGACAAAGACGGAAAUAUCAAAUAUCAAAUUAUUAACUAUGAAUGAUAUUUAUGAUAUUUAUGAAGAGUUCUUUCAUGGUGCGAAAACAUUUUUUAUGGAUCAAAUAGGCGCCCUAUUUAAAGACGUUAGUGGACCAAAAGUAUCCGAGUUGUUUAUUGUAUUUACGGAUAAAUUCAAACAAGGCCGUAACACAUUUGUGUUACUAAAACUGGUUGAGAAGUGGCUUAAAGAAUAUGGCGAUCAGCAGGUUUCUCAUAGAAUAAUGGCACACAAUAAUGAAUCUGAAAGAAAAAUCACCCUUUGUUCAGGGAAAGGGCUACUACAACGUGGAAAAUCCAACAAACACAGGGAUCCAAAAAUAGUAUCAGCGAAUACAAAAGUGGAAUCAUUCAAGCCUAUUUAUUUCAUUAAUAUAGAUUUUUUGCCUACAACUGUAAACCUAUUAAUUACCCAAACGGAAGAGAAUAAUCAAGCUAAAAACCUCGCAGAAAAGGAUCAACUUGAUAUACAACCGUUAAGUAAAUUUUUUAUUCGGCCCAACGUAUAUGGAAGACAAGUACUUUGCAUAUCCAUAUGGAUGAAGCUAUUUAUAAAAGACAAUUUUGGAGAAUAUCUUGAACUGUAUCUAGAUCCUAAUCAACGAACAAAAAUCACGAAUGAGUUUGUUUCUUCUGAAUCAAAUAUACUUGACCAAAUUUUAAGCAAAGUUGGCACAGAAAAGAUAUUUUCAAAAAAAUAUACACCUUCUGCUGGCGAUGACCGUUUGGUGAAUGUCUGUCAUCCAGGUUAUGUAUUCUUUUUUAAGAUAAUGUACUUUCAUCAUCUAAACAGGCUGAUAAAGGAAAAGUUAAACAGUAGUUAUGAAAAUGACUGGAGGAACAAAAAUACAGCAUUUGCCUUUUCGGUUGAAAAGAAGUUAUUUGAUAACGUUUUUGGUUCAGAUGAAACCCUGGACGAACUACUUGUAGCAAGUGGAAUGCUGAAAGCUAAUAACAAAAACCAAAAAGUUCGAGUAUCCAUCUACGGUGAAGAAAUUAUUCAUGCUAUUCAACAUAAACUAAAAGAUGUUAACUUCCAGAUGAAAUCAUACUUUGUUGUUGCACAAGUACACUCAGAUCAUAUUCAACUCACAUUACAUCAAGUCGUUAAGCUAGCAACCUCUGAAGAAAAUGCUGCAACUAUUAUUGUCGACGAUGAAAUAAUACACAUGGAGGAUGUACAUGACACCCUACAUAAAAAAAUUUGGAAAACCUUGAUAUCUAGCAAUAUUUUUGAUUGCUGUUCCAUGCACGAGACUGAAGGGAGUGGUUUGCACAAUUUGAAUCUAUUAAGAGUUUACAAGAAUGCUUAUCAGCAAUUUAAAAUUCUCUUGAUUAAUGCUUUGAGCAUGGACCAGACAACUAUUGACAUGGAUUCCAAGCACGAGUUUAAAAUCUCAAAUGAAUGCAGUUGCAAAAUUACCCUUUUACUUCGGGACAUCAUUGAAAAUGGUAUCAAGCCAGUGAUACAAGACAUAACAACCACCAUAGCGGCUUCAAUGGCUAACACUGAAUUUUUCGGCCAUUAUGAAGUGGGAUCCUUGUUUAUAUUAGGGAAUCCAUUCAGCCUUUCAAAAUGCUCGUCACUUUACGCCGCAUACACCUUGAUAGUUCAAAAAGAAAUAAGUAUUGCUAUGGAGUUAAAGGAAAAAGAUAUAAACGCAUUUGUUCUUCAAGAAUCAUUUUGCCAUUUAUUAAAACCAGUGACACUUACGAGGCCAUAUAUGUACGAUAGGUUCAUUCAAGGAGUUUUAACCGUGAUAUCUAACGCAACGUAUGGGGUACGUUUCGGUGAAAAAUUUCGAUAUCUCUCGUUCAAUUGUAUGAAAAGCAACAAAGUUGGUAAUGUUGCGGUUGCAAGAGAUGGUGAAUAUUUGGUAUUUCUUCAAAAAGAUCUUGUUGAAGUGCCUCAUGUUACUGAUCCAUUACCGGGCAAAUAUGCAAUUUUAAAAGAGGGUAUUGGUGUCUCAAAGGCUAAAUUUUCUUUCGAUCAAGGAGCUAAGAUCAGCCAUAAUCCAAUUAUACUAGACAUCAAACGCGUUAAUUAUAAUUAUACGUUACAAAUAUCAGUUAGAUGGCUAGGAUGUUGUGCUGACAGUCAAGACAUAUCAAUUAAGAAUCUUAUGAUUAUAGAAGAUCCAUUAACACUUGCCUAUAUAUAGCUGCAACUCAAAAUAAA